GGUGGGACCACCUGAUGAGAAACGUGCGAGCAGGCCAUCUUAAUAAAAUUCUAAGCCAGUAUUAAGACAGCAAGCUCACUUUGAUCUUAUCGCCCUCACCUUCUCCAUUGCUGCAAGUUUCCACUCUCCCCCAAAAAAACGAAGAAGAAGAAGAAGGAAAGAAAGAGAGGGAGAGAAUAGAUGAUUUAUGGAAUACAAGCCGCACUGCCAAACCCCUCUUUUCUCCGAUCCGAGAAAUCUUCCUCCAUCGAUCUCUCUUCUUCCGAUCGGACGGCUCACAACUCAUCUCGCCAUCUCGUCUUCGUCGUCAAUCCCAAGGGCGCCAAUGGCCGGACUGGCAAGGAAUGGAAGAAGCUGCUACCGUAUCUGAGGUCGCGUCUCGGUAGCGAUUGCAAUGUACACGAAUCCUUGACUUCAGGUCCUUCUCAUGCUAUUGACAUAACAAGGGAGGCCAUAAGGGAGGGAGCUGAUGCUGUGAUAGCAGUUGGAGGUGAUGGUACACUUCAUGAGGUGGUAAAUGGUUUUUUUUGGGCAGGAAAACCCGUCCUGGCUCAUGACCAGGGGGCUACACAUGCAACUGCACUUGGUCUCAUUCCUCUUGGGACUGGAUCUGAUUUUGCCAGAACAUUUGGAUGGAAAAAUGAUCCCCACGAAGCCAUUGAACGCGUUGCUAGAGGGAUGAAAACCCGGAUAGAUAUUGGCACUAUUAGAGGAGAGAGUGGAGAACCUCAUUACUUCAUAAAUGUUGCUGACAUUCACUUGAGUGCGAAGGCAGGUUUUUAUGCUUCUAGGUACAAAAGAUUUGGAAACUUAUGUUAUGUCAUUGGUGCUUUGAGAGCCUUUAUGUCACACAGAAACUGGGACCUUAGGAUCAAGGUUAACGAGGGAGACUGGGAAAUAUUUCCUCAAGUAACAGCCCUUUGCAUAGGAAAUGCCAAAUUCUUCGGGGGUGGCAUGAAGAUUACUCCAAGUGCUGACCCUUGCAAUGGAAACUUUGAGGUCGUGAUUCUUCAGGACUUUAAGUGGUAUGACUUUGUUCUUAAGCUGCACAAGCUGUACAAAGGUACACACCUUUCAGAAAAGAAUGUAUGUUCAAGAAGUGUACGUUCGAUCGAGGUGGAAGAAGUUGUGAGCAGCGGUAGCAUUUAUGUUCAGUCAGACGGCGAGCAUUUAGGAUUUCUUCCUAGAAGGUUUUGUAUUUUACCUGGUGCAAUUGAGAUGCUGUACUAAUUUCAGUGAUGAUGCUGUUUGCCUAUACAUGCUCUUCCAUUGUUUUAAAUGUGUAAAGACUAAUAGCAGGUACAGGAUUUGUACACCCUUCAAAGUAUUCCAAUAAUAUCUCUUUAG
Magnolia sinica is the source of this 1347-nucleotide messenger RNA. RefSeq names its product sphingoid long-chain bases kinase 2, mitochondrial. The record is from RefSeq and is a predicted model, not a curated record. Gene Ontology annotation, cellular component: TIM22 mitochondrial import inner membrane insertion complex. Gene Ontology annotation, molecular function: kinase activity; ATP binding. The transcript is spliced from 12 exons. Lineage: Eukaryota; Viridiplantae; Streptophyta; Magnoliopsida; Magnoliales; Magnoliaceae. The coding region runs from base 181 to 1230 and encodes 349 amino acids. Gene Ontology annotation, biological process: protein insertion into mitochondrial inner membrane; phospholipid biosynthetic process; phosphorylation.